This is a messenger RNA of Melopsittacus undulatus (budgerigar), 3506 nucleotides long. RefSeq names its product Mtr4 exosome RNA helicase (gene MTREX). The transcript is spliced from 27 exons. Lineage: Eukaryota; Metazoa; Chordata; Aves; Psittaciformes; Psittaculidae. Gene Ontology annotation, cellular component: nucleus. The coding region runs from base 235 to 3327 and encodes 1030 amino acids. The record is from RefSeq and is a predicted model, not a curated record. Gene Ontology annotation, molecular function: RNA binding; ATP binding; RNA helicase activity. Gene Ontology annotation, biological process: RNA catabolic process; maturation of 5.8S rRNA.
ACCUGCAGCUGGGGGUUGUGGGAAGGUUUGGCCUAGAGGCCUUUCCGUGCUGGAGGGGCGUCCCUGCGCUCCUGUGCUGGUGGGGUGGGACAGAGACCGUUGUCGGCACUGGGCUUGCGUGGCGGGUCCUGGUGCCGGCGGGCUCUGUCCAUCCCCGGUUUCAGUUCCAGAGCAGUAGCAGAAAGGAUCCGGGUAAGGGUGGCUCCGAGAGGCAGUGUGGGAGAAGCGAACAAGAUGGCGGACGCCUUUGGAGAUGAUCUUUUCAGAGUGUUUGAGCAGCCUGCCGCGGCAUCUGCCACCAGGAAGAGCAAGGCGUUCGUCAUUGAUGGCGUCAGGACAUCGGGAAAACGCUCAGAAGAAAAAUCCUCAGCAGCUACAACGGCAAGGCCAAAAAGCAAAGCUGAGGUCAAUCACACUGAACAUGCUGUUUUGGGAAAGAAGAGAAAAUUAGAAGAUGGAUUAGAAGAUGACAAUCUGGCAGAUGUGAUGCCUUGGGUAAGGGUGCAAGCUGUGGAAACUGUUGAAGGUUGUACGCAUGAGGUUGCACUUCCAGCAAAUGAAGAGUUCACAGGUCUGAAGCCAAGAACUGGGAAAGCUGCAAAAGAAUAUCCAUUUAUUCUUGAUGCUUUUCAGAGGGAAGCUAUUCUUUGUGUUGAUAAUAAGCAAUCUGUGUUAGUGUCAGCUCAUACAUCAGCCGGUAAAACUGUUUGUGCAGAGUAUGCAAUUGCCCUGGCUUUGAGGGAGAAACAGCGUGUAAUAUUUACAAGCCCAAUUAAAGCUUUGAGUAAUCAGAAGUACCGUGAGAUGUAUGAAGAAUUUCAGGAUGUUGGUUUGAUGACUGGGGAUGUCACCAUUAAUCCUACAGCUUCUUGUCUGGUAAUGACAACUGAGAUUUUGAGAAGCAUGCUCUACAGAGGUUCUGAAGUUAUGCGGGAAGUUGCAUGGGUUAUUUUUGAUGAAAUCCACUACAUGAGAGAUUCUGAACGUGGUGUGGUUUGGGAAGAGACCAUUAUUUUGCUUCCUGACAAUGUUCAUUAUGUCUUCCUUUCUGCAACUAUUCCAAAUGCUCGUCAGUUUGCUGAAUGGAUCUGCCACCUUCACAAACAGCCUUGCCAUGUGAUUUACACAGAUUAUCGACCCACUCCACUGCAGCAUUAUAUAUUCCCAGCAGGAGGAGAUGGGCUCCAUCUGGUGGUUGAUGAAAACGGAGAUUUCAGAGAAGAUAAUUUUAAUACAGCUAUGCAGGUGCUUAGAGAUGCAGGAGACUUAGCAAAAGGAGACCAGAAAGGCAGGAAAGGAGGAACAAAAGGUCCUUCAAAUGUUUUUAAAAUUGUGAAGAUGAUCACAGAAAGGAAUUUCCAACCUGUGAUUAUUUUCAGCUUCAGUAAGAAAGACUGUGAAGCCUAUGCACUUCAGAUGACAAAGUUAGAUUUUAAUACAGAUGAAGAAAAAAAGAUGGUUGAAGAAGUGUUCAAUAAUGCGAUUGAUUGUCUAUCAGAUGAAGACAAAAAGCUUCCUCAGGUUGAACAUGUACUUCCACUUCUGAAGCGAGGAAUUGGUAUCCAUCAUGGUGGUCUGCUUCCUAUCUUAAAAGAAACCAUAGAAAUUCUUUUCUCUGAGGGCCUAAUAAAGGCCUUAUUUGCCACAGAGACUUUUGCUAUGGGGAUUAAUAUGCCAGCCAGGACUGUGCUAUUUACGAGCGCCAGUAAAUUUGAUGGAAAAGAUUUCCGAUGGAUAUCCUCAGGGGAAUACAUCCAGAUGUCAGGUCGUGCAGGACGCCGAGGCAUGGAUGACAGAGGAAUAGUAAUUCUUAUGGUGGAUGAAAAAAUGAGUCCAACAAUUGGCAAGCAGCUCUUGAAGGGUUCAGCUGAUCCUUUAAACAGUGCAUUCCACCUGACAUACAACAUGGUAUUGAACUUGCUUCGAGUAGAGGAAAUUAACCCUGAAUACAUGUUAGAAAAAUCCUUCUAUCAGUUCCAACAUUACAGAACUAUUCCAGAAAUAGUAGAAAGAGUGACUAAGUUGGAAAGACAAUACAACAAAAUACUCAUUCCCAAUGAAGAAAAUGUGGUCAUAUACUACAAGAUCCGACAGCAGCUUGCAAAACUGAGUAAAGAGAUUGAGCAGUAUGUUCACAAACCAAAGUACUGCCUUCCAUUUCUACAGCCAGGAAGACUGGUAAAGGUGAAAAGCGAAGAUGAUAACGUUGGAUGGGGAGUGGUUGUUAAUUUCUCCAAGAAAUCAAAUGCUAAGACAAAUUGUGCUGAAUUGGACUCAUUAUAUGUAGUUGAAGUGCUACUGUACUGCAGUAAAGACAGUUCGAAAAAUUCUACCGAAUCUGCAAAGCCAAUCAGCCUUGAUGAGAAAGGAGAGAUGCAGGUUGUUCCUAUUUUGGUACACCUUGUUGCAGCUAUCAGCAGUGUCCGACUUUACAUACCGAAAGACCUGCGGCCUGUUGACAACAGACAAAGUGUGUUAAAAUCUAUAAAAGAAGUACAGAAGCGAUUUCCCGAUGGAGUACCAUUACUAGACCCUAUUGAUGACAUGGGCAUCAAAGAUCAAGGACUGAAAAAAAUAAUCCAAAAAGUAGAGGCAUUUGAGCAUAGGAUGUAUUCACAUCCUCUUCACAAUGAUCCCAACUUGGAAACCAUAUACAAACUUUGUGAAAAAAAAGCACAGAUUGCUGUAGAUAUAAAAGCAGCAAGACGAGAACUGAAAAAAGCUAGAACCGUCUUACAAAUGGAUGAACUCAAAUGCCGCAAGCGUGUUUUGAGAAGACUGGGGUUUGCUACAUCCUCAGAUGUUAUUGAGAUGAAAGGGCGGGUUGCUUGUGAAAUCAGCAGUGCUGAUGAACUACUCCUGACAGAAAUGAUGUUCAAUGGUAUCUUCAAUGACUUAUCUCCAGAACAGACAGCUGCACUACUAAGCUGUUUUGUAUUUCAAGAGAAUUCCAGUGAGAUGCCAAAACUGACAGAGCAGUUGGCAGGACCACUUCGGCAAAUGCAGGAGUGUGCAAAAAGAAUCGCCAAGGUGUCAGCAGAAGCAAAACUGGAAAUUGAUGAAGAAAAUUACUUGAAUUCUUUCAGACCUCACCUCAUGGAUGUUGUUCAUACAUGGGCAAAUGGUGCUAACUUUGCUCAUAUCUGCAAAAUGACUGAUGUCUUUGAAGGCAGCAUAAUUCGAUGCAUGAGGAGGUUGGAAGAAUUGCUUCGGCAGAUGUGCCAAGCUGCAAAAGCCAUCGGAAACACAGAGCUGGAAAACAAGUUUGCAGAGGGGAUUACAAAAAUCAAGAGGGAUAUUGUCUUUGCUGCAAGCCUUUACCUGUAACAGGUUGUCUUCCAGAAGCAGCACAAGAGCCACCUUAUGGGGAAAUAUAAUCACAUGAUACUUCCAUUUCCAAUAAUUUUUUAAUGGAGCGUAUUUUAGCCACAGUUUAAUAAGGCAUGUACAAACAGUUUAUGUAAUAUUACCGUUACCGUGUUUUCAAUAAAAAUUUACAGUUUGAA